CACGUUUUACGUCGGAUUUAUUUUCACACAGUACCACACUAAGCCCGGCUGUGUAGGUGUAGCAUCCCUAGCUGAGAAUUUGGUGAUAAUCUGAGUGUACGACCUCGUGGUUUUGCUUAUCCAUGCCACUCAAGGAUCAGUCCAACUCGACCGCCAUGAAACCAGCAGUGGAUGAAAUGUUUCCGGAGGGCGCGGGACCGUACGUCGAUCUGGACGAGGCUGGGGGAAGCACAGGACUGCUGAUGGACCUGGCUGCUAAUGAAAAGGCCGUUCAUUCAGACUUCUUCAAUGAUUUUGAGGAUCUGUUUGAUGAUGAUGACAUCCAGUGACAGACUAACGUGUCUCCAGAGGGAUGAUGGAUGACACCCGCACAGCUCCACACCUUCUUUUUCCUCAACAUUUUUGGUUUAGUGGGAGGCAAACCAGCCAUUUACUGUCUAAUGACAUACAAUUUCCUUUCAUAGUUGUCCUAGUCUCAGGCUUUUUUUCAAAAACAUCCUUGAGAAGUCGUCACUGGCUCCAGAUGUUGUGAGAUUCUUAAGAUCCCGAGGAUUCCUUCAUAUGUGGCGUGUUAAAAUUAUGAGCCUGCGUCGUGCUCGUGUCUUCGACUGCUUCUGAGCUGGAUUGCAGGUUUCAGUGUGCUGGAGAACACCUGUUAGGAGUGUAAUUAUACAUGUGAUGGGCAGAGGCUCCAUAUGCUGUCGCCCUUAAACAUGCUGCAGAUGGCUUAUGAUAAAUGAUGGUCUGCUACGAUGGUUUAAAUUAUUUUGUAUGACAGUGUGAUAGUCACAUAUGUUCUAUGUGCUCCGUAAGGUCAUGGAUUUGUACAUUUGUAAAAUGGUAAUGCAUCCACGGCUGUAUUUUUGUGAUGGAUUGUAUAUGUGACACUGGUCAAAAGUCAAUACAUAGCAUUUUGUAUUUAUAAAACGA
Acanthopagrus latus (yellowfin seabream) is the source of this 930-nucleotide messenger RNA. Its product is annotated as COP9 signalosome complex subunit 9. Gene Ontology annotation, biological process: negative regulation of protein neddylation. The transcript is spliced from 3 exons. NCBI's taxonomy places the organism in Eukaryota, Metazoa, Chordata, Actinopteri, Spariformes, Sparidae. The record is from RefSeq and is a predicted model, not a curated record. The coding region runs from base 123 to 329 and encodes 68 amino acids.